Achroia grisella is the source of this 1341-nucleotide messenger RNA. RefSeq lists its product as uncharacterized. The transcript has 2 exons. The coding region runs from base 1 to 1341 and encodes 446 amino acids. NCBI's taxonomy places the organism in Eukaryota, Metazoa, Arthropoda, Insecta, Lepidoptera, Pyralidae. The record is from RefSeq and is a predicted model, not a curated record.
AUGUCCUAUGCCAUUGUUCCUGGUGGCCUAGCAUUAACUGAUGAUUAUCCUGUUACAGCUUUCCUACCCUUACUCGUCGUAACAGCACAACAUCAGGUCGACAUAUCUGAGCUCAAACCACCAGACAUCAACUCUUGGAUUGGUGGAAACGAUGACUUCUACGUCUUCCACGAGAAAAACCCGAAAGAGCUAAAAGAAAUACCUAACUGGUUCUUCGAUAGCGCAGAUAAACCAAAUCGUCGUUUACCAUCUGAGAGAAAUGGUGAGAAAACACAUUCAAAUGCUCAGAAAUUGACAAAGCAGGACUAUGAGAAAAUAAACCAACUGUAUAUAGAUAGAUUGAAGAUGAAGCCAUGGCAGAAGGACAUGAAAAUGCCUACCGAUGACCCAUCUAAGGUUAUGGUAACAAUGCCACAAAGGCUGCACAAUAAAGAAAAAUACAGCAAUAAAAAUAAACACCACGAUAUAGAAUCACUUUGGAAUGAAGAUAUCAAUCCUAAACAUUCAAUUUGGACGCCAAAAUUAAGCGGAAACUCACUUUGGCAUACCAAACCUAGUCAUGAAGAUCUAGAUGCCUCAAGAGACAGUGUUGAAGAUGGUCUCGAAUCUAAUGAAAUUAAAGAAAAAGUGAUUGGUAUUAAUAAAAAUAUUAUAGAGCAAGGUGUCACAACUGAAAAACUAUUAAUUCUACCUAAGAAUAUAAAAAAUGAUAUAUCACCCAGUAUGCUUGAUAACUUAUACGAGAAUCAUAGAGAAACUAAAAGACCGGAGGAUGUGAAACCAGUUUGGGAUGUUACUAAACAGAACAAUGAAGAUGUUUGGGAUAAGGCAAGUAUAACUGUAAACCCUACAUGGGAAGAUAAUAAAGAAACUGAGUUAGUAGUGCCUGAUGUAACUAAAGAACCUGAUACUGAUACUGAUGUAAAAUUAGACGAGCAUGAAAGCAUGAUAAAAUUGAAACUCUUCUCACUAAUUACACAGACUAAAGAAACGAUAGAUAAAAAAUUAAAAGGUAUAGAAGUGAUACAUCAUCAUUAUAAAGAAAACAAAUAUUAUAGAAUAGGUUAUAUUACCAGUUAUCUGUUUAGAAGUUUAGAUCUACUGACGGAUUUAUACAAAUAUAUAGAAAGAAAUAAAAACAAGUGGAAUAUUUUGAAAAUAUUGAAUUCUUACGAACAGAUUAAAAAAGCUGAUGAAUAUUUAACAAGAACAAUGUCCGUUCUGACUGAUGCUGUAAUCAAUGCUAAGAAGAACAACAUACCUCAUAACAUGCCACAGCACUACACAAAAUCGUAUAUGAACAAGCAAAUGCCGAUUUCUUGGUCCUACUACGAUAAUUAA